Guillardia theta CCMP2712 is the source of this 527-nucleotide messenger RNA. It is a transcript of the gene RPS13e, whose product is annotated as small subunit ribosomal protein S13e, cytoplasmic. Gene Ontology annotation, molecular function: structural constituent of ribosome; small ribosomal subunit rRNA binding. The coding region runs from base 19 to 477 and encodes 152 amino acids. The record is from RefSeq and is a predicted model, not a curated record. Gene Ontology annotation, cellular component: nucleolus; ribosome; cytosolic small ribosomal subunit. Gene Ontology annotation, biological process: translation. NCBI's taxonomy places the organism in Eukaryota, Cryptophyceae, Pyrenomonadales, Geminigeraceae. The transcript has 5 exons.
CUACCAUCAGCCGCCAACAUGGGCCGCAUGCACAGCAAAGGUAAGGGUAUCUCCCGUUCGGCCAAGCCGUACAGGAGAUCAGCCCCCUCAUGGCUGAACAAGGUCUCUCCGACCCAAGUUGUCGAGCAGAUCACCAAGUUUGCCAAGAAGGGCAUGACCCCUUCGCAAAUUGGUGUGAUGCUUCGUGACUCCCAUGGAAUUGCUCAAGUCAAGUCUGUCACUGGAAGCAAAAUCCUCCGUAUUCUCAAGUCUCAGGGCCUCUCCCCGGAGAUUCCCGAGGAUCUUUAUUGCUUAAUCAAGAAGGCGGUUUCAGUGCGCAAGCACUUGGAGAGGAACAGAAAAGAUCGUGAUGCCAAGUUCCGUCUUAUUCUCAUUGAAUCUCGUGUACACAGGCUUGGACGUUAUUACAAAACCGCUGGAAAGCUUCCCCCCAACUGGAAAUACGAGUCUGCAACUGCCUCUGCCAUCGUUCAGUAAAAUUAAUUAUAGCAAUGUGAAAAGCGAAAUAAAAGGAGCUGUGCAUCCGG